AUGAUCGAAACAGUAGGGAAGAGUGAAGUCCGUUUCAUUUUCCGAAAGAUGAGUGAACAAGCAAUAAAACCAGUGGCUGUGGGUGUUGUUGUUAACGUAGAUCUGGGAAUGAAUUAUGGUAUUAUUCAUGCGAAAGGUUAUGGACGCGUACUUAUUAUGCGCAAUUUCGAUAAGGAUUUGGUACAAUUAAGCAACUGGCUUUCAGUUGAAGUUGAACAGAAUACGGAUCCUGUUCUGACAUUUGAACGUAUCUAUUGUAAUUUUAUUGAUGCCGGAAAACCAAAAGCUAUCGAUGAACCAUUGCCCACAGCCACAUCACUCUCUAAAACGGGUACAAUGAAUUUACGUAUCCAAACACCGGUGUUCAUAGGGAAUGUCACAUUUGGAAGUAGCAUUGGACUGAGCCCAUAUUUGGGUCGCGUUUAUUUGAAUAAAAAUCUUUGUAAAAAGUUUAAUGCAAGUCCACUUACUUGGGUAUAUUGUGGUGUUAUAUCAGUUGCGGCAUGCGAAGCUAACUUCAAUUCGUUCUGGGAGGCUCGGACUGCUAGGCGUGAAGAUUGCGACGAUCCAAAAUUUGCCCAAAGCAUCAGAAGAUGCCUGGGCCGAUUUCAUUCUUUCAAUGAAAAGAACAUUUGUAUUUUACAAUUGUUUGAUAGAAAUGAUAAAGACAAAGGCUUUGCAUAUGUUCAUUCAUUUGAUUUUGCUCAUAUUAUUCGUGAACAAGACUUGAAGAAAGCGAAGGCCAUUCAGGUUUACGUUGCUGCACAACUCUUGUAUUUUCCUGAUUAUCCUGUUCUUGCAUGUUAUGCACGUGUCAUUGAUGAUGGCUUGCAAGAUGUACCGGUUGAAACGGUGGAGGAGAAACUUGCCAUGCUUGAUAUAUCUGUUACGGACAACAGCAGUGAUGUCGGAAGCAGUAAACCGAAGGCUCUUGAGGAUGCGCAAUUAAUUUGUGAUGAAAAUUGUGAAACAAUUGACUUCAUCAGCAAGCUGUUGGCAUAUCAGUCGGUGGCCAAAAAUAUCAAGAAGGUCGAUCCAGUUCUUUUUAAUGAUUUAUGUGCUUUUAUCACAAAAUAUACUUGA
Brugia malayi is the source of this 1083-nucleotide messenger RNA. RefSeq lists its product as uncharacterized. The record is from RefSeq and is a predicted model, not a curated record. The transcript has 6 exons. Bases 1 to 1083 code for a protein of 360 amino acids. NCBI's taxonomy places the organism in Eukaryota, Metazoa, Nematoda, Chromadorea, Rhabditida, Onchocercidae.